Molecule: messenger RNA, 6820 nt
Organism: Meriones unguiculatus (Mongolian gerbil)
Lineage: Eukaryota; Metazoa; Chordata; Mammalia; Rodentia; Muridae
Gene: Tnfsf4
Product: TNF superfamily member 4
Exons: 5
Coding region: 3815-4552 (245 amino acids)
Biological process (GO): immune response
Cellular component (GO): membrane
Molecular function (GO): tumor necrosis factor receptor binding; cytokine activity
Source: RefSeq, a predicted model, not a curated record
UUUUGCAGAGAAAUUAUGUUCUGAUGACUUUUAGGUACAGCUGAAGGAAACAGAAAUGAAUAGGGUUGAGUUGGAGAUAAGCAGUAUUAUUUUCAAAGAGAGAAGUAUAUGUCAUUACUCUCUAUUUUCUGUCAUCCCACUCAGUCUCUGAGAACAAGGCACCACUCCACGCUGUUCUUGGUGACAUAUGUCAACAUCUUACAAUUUGUAACUUACUUCCCUCCUCAGGCCUCACUUAGUUAGCUUUAGGUGAGGGAAAGCUCAAGCAAAAAACAAAGGGAAAGAUUCACCUAACUUUUGAGUUUAAGAGCUUAGACUUUAGAUGGGGGGCAAGGAGGGGGCACAGAAAAUACUUGAUGAGGGGCAGAGAAGAUAGCUCAGUGGAUAAAGCUCUUACUAUAUAAGCUUGAGGACCAGAGUUCAAAUCCCUGGAGCCAAAAUAAGGGCAUGUGUGGUAGUGCAGGUGCCUGUAACAGUGCACUCUAAUCCCAUGAGGUGGAAGGCAGAAGCUCAUGAGCCAGCCAGCUUGGCAGACACAGUGGCAAAGAACAAGAGCUGUGCCUCAAGCAAGUAGAAGGUGAGGAACAACACCCAUAGGUGUCCCCUGACCCCUUUAUGCUCCGCCAAAACACAUGUACCUGCAAUCAUAACACAUGAACAUGCACACAUGCAUGCAAACAUGCACACACACACAUGCAUCACACAUGCACAGUGAUUAAAAAAAAAGUGUUGGAGGAGUAAGUGGAAGAUUUUCCCACACUCAGAUGAGGUUAAGAUGCCUACACAUAGGUAGAUUCCUGAGGAAGUGGGGAGCCCUGACCCCAGUGAUGAGGGUGGAGAUGGGGUUUUGCCAAACCUGAAGUGUGUUGUAAGAUGUAUGAUUGGGAGGUGGGGGAGUUUCUAGCAGCCUGUUAGGGAUUUGCCUCAGCCUUCACACAUUUUUCUGUCUCCUCCUGUAUCUGUCUGUCUAUCUAUCUAUCUAUCUAUCUAUCUAUCUAUCUAUCUAUCUAUCUAUCUAUCUAUCUACCUAUCUAUCUACCUACCUAUCUACCUCUCCUCUUUUUCUCUCUCUGAUUUAGGUUUGUGCUUUUCAAAUUUCUUAUAGGUGUACUCCUUUUGAAACACAGACUCUGGGAUUCUGCAUUUCCUAACAAGUCCAGGGUGAGCAGAUGCUUAUGAUGAAUGGACUACACUCAUGUACUUGUCAUACAUUGCCAAGUGCCAGGCACAGACACUGGCUCUUGUAAAUCCUACAGCAUCACAGAAGAAAAUCCUGGUCUCCAAUUUGAAAGCGAGGGAACUAAAAGUGAACAAGGUUUAUUAGCCUGACUCAAUGAUUUAGACAAGGAUAACAGGGAUUGAUGAUUGGACCCAAGGGAAACUUCUUAAGAUAGUGCGUGGAGCCAAUAUUGAAAGGGCCUUCAAGGUUGAAAAAGCUAACCCAAAACACCUCUGCCACAGUUGCCUAGGGACCGAUCUAUUCAGACACGUUGGUUGGUUUAUGACAUGGGUUAUUUCAGUCUAUCCUCAAAAUAAGAACAACAUUUAAGAAAAGAGUUUUUGACAAAGAAAUUGAGGCUGACGGCUAAACUCCUGCUAUCAGAGAGUGGACAUAUCUGAAGGUGUAGCUGAGAAAUCAUAUUAUUUUGGCACAAUUUUUAUGAUUUCCAGAUGUCAGUCUAUUUGUGCUACUGCAGGGAUAUCGUAGAAUGUGUGUGUGUGUGUGUGUGUGUGUGUGUGUGUGUGUUUGUGCGUGUGUGUGUGUGUCAAAGGGAGAGUGGCAGCCUGCUCACAGUGAUUGUGGUCUCUCCCUGCUACCUUGCAGAUGGGCUUCCGCACAAUGUCCUCAUGUGGCCGAGAGAAACAGAAGUUUUGUAGCAGUUUCUCAUAAGGCAAUAAACCCCAUCAGAGUAGGGUCCUGUCUGCUUUCUCUGAUUACUUCUCUAAAUCUCAUCUCUGCUUACAACCAUACUGGAGAUAAGUGCUUCCAGGAAGCUUCCUUAGCUAUUGGGUGGUUUGGUACAACAAAAUCAGUAAGCCCUAAUUACCUAGUUAAAAUACUACGGUGGUGACGUCAGUCUGAGAGUCUGGCUCUGUGCGUUAACAAUACAGUUUCUAACAACCAUACGGUGUUCCUGAGAGGACUGAAUGAAGCAAGGGCCCUGUGCUUGGCAUGUAGAAGUUGCAGCAUAAAUGUAAGGGGUGUUUUCACACACCGAACGUUUUAGGGAAAGGAAGGGACCAAAGUAACAGGAAGAUGUAUUCUCUCUUAUUAGGUCAAAGGUGUGUGCAUCCGACAUGAUGAUAUUGACCUACAUCUAUUGCUUGUUUAUUGAGUACUCAGGUCAGACACAGACCUUGUCUUUUGAUUUGAAAAGAUCAAUAACAUUAUACAUAGUUUAAAAACCAGGCUCCACAGUGAACAGAUCUAAAUUCAGGUCUCAGCUCUAUUAUGUAUUUAUUAUCUGAGAGAAAAGGAGUACUUUCUAUAGAAUGAUUGUUGGGCAAUAGAGAGAUGUUUGAGACAGGACAACAAGCAUGCCUAAAGGCUCAGAGCGAAUACGGCAAUGCCUGCUUCCUGGUCAGUUAUGGACACAGGUACAUCUACGCCGUGGUUUCUCAUCUUCAGCAUUGGUCACGCUUUAUGCUGAUAAUCCUUCAGUGUGUGUGUGUGUGUGUGUGUGUGUUCCUUGUGGCAUUUCAGCAGCAUCCCAAACCAACUUUCGUACUAGUAAUGUUUUAUGUUUAGUCUCAAUGACCAAACUGCCUUAAAUUCUAGCCAAUUAUCUCUUGUUGAUAAAUCUACCUUCUAGUGUCUAUUAGCUUUCUGAUGAACUCAGCAUAGAUUUCCUUUUGUAAUUACUGCACUUAAAGAAAGUUAUAUUUUUGAAGUUCUUAUUUUGGUGACAUUGUGACUAUAUAGAAUUGCUAAGACUCAUUUAUUAUAUGUCUCAAAUAGAUGCAUUUAUUGUACAUAAUUAUAUUUAAGUCUGAUAAAGUUUCUUAAAAAUGUAUGUAUUAUUGGUUAAUAUACUCAUAUUUUUAUAUUCUCUUGGCAUUGCACACAUAUUUUGGAUACAUAGUUUAAAAUAUAAUUUUGUGGGCACUAAACUUUUUUAGCUAAAUUCCUACAACUGUUUUGUACUACUGAGUUUUAUAAGGUAUCAUCAUACCCUAAAAUAACUGCCAGUGGUCGAUUCAAGCCUUAAAAAGAAGCACCAACUAAUGCGAAGAACUAAAAGGAAAAUCAGCCCCUGAAGAAAAGGGACUAGCGGUUCUGAAACCCAAGCGGAGCAUCAUCGUGUGAGUUCACAUUUGCAUUUGGACUGAUCUGUACGACCGGUUUCAAUGAGCAAUAUACACCGAAAGUGUGUUAACCUCAAGUUGAAGAUCAAAGUCCAGCAACCAGGAGGCUUCUGUGUUUAAUGGUGCCAUUUUCAAUACUGUUCUUUUAUGCUCCUGUAAGUACUGCACUUCAGGUCUACAAGCAAGACACUCCAAUUAAUGUGGCAACUCUACCGAAAGCUUAUCCUGGUCUUGUGGGAAUUCAGUACAGCACCCCUGACCUCAGAGAUGUACAACAGCAUGGAGAAUACAGAAAUAAUUUCAGGAAGCUGUACAGAGUGUCACCAAAGCUCUCUACAUAGGCUGAAAACACAUGUGUUCCCCUCGGGGCCCUGAGAACAGUUCUUACCACGGAGGUAUAAAGCUGAAAGAGACCUCCGUUUGCUUCUAGGGAGACUCACCAAUCUGGCUCUGAAGAAAUCUUUCAGAAAUACUGUUUAUCACACUCUAUUCCAGUUUCAGGUCAGGCAUGGUGGCACACACCUUUAAUCCCAGUGCUCAGGAGACAAGACAAGUGGAUCUCUGGGAGUUCAAGACCAGCCUCAUCUACAAAGUCCAGGACAGCCAAGGCUAUCCAGAGAAACCCUGUCUCCAAGAACAAAAAUCAACAACAACAACAACAACAACAACAAAAUUGAAGACCGUGAAGAUGGAAGUGCUGGGGGUUCAACCCCUGGAUGAAAAUCUGGAAAGCGGAUCAAGGCCAGGAUUUCAGUGGAAGAAGUUAUUGCUGGUGGUCUCUGGGAUUCAGGGGGCUGGGCUGCUCCUCUGCCUCAUCUACAUCUGCAUGCACCUCUAUCCUUCCCCGGUGAAGUACCCUCCAAUCCAAAGUCUCAGAGCACAAGUUACCAGAUGUGAGGAAGGGAGACUGUUCAUCAGCUUAUCCAGGAAUGAGUAUCAAACCAUGGAGGUGCAGAACAACUCAGUUGCCAUCACCUGCGAUGGGCUUUAUCUCAUCUACAUGAAGGGCUCCUUUUUCCAGGAGGUCAAGAUCAACCUUCAUUUCCGGAAGGGUCGAAGUCCCAUUUCUAUACCAACGCUGAACAAUGGCCAAAGGGUUGACUUCCCUGUGGUGGCCUCUUUGGCUUUCAAGGAUAUAGUUUACUUUACUGUAGAUGCUCCUGAUAUUUCCUGCGAACACCUCCAGAUAAAUGACGGAGAGCUGAUUAUUGUCCAGCUAACUCCUGGUGGAUUCUGUGCCCACUGAAGAUCUUACGGCAGCACCAUGAACAAAGUGCCACUGUGAAUUCCACGCCGAGGUGUGAACAGGACAAAGGUUCUUUCUUGGGAGACACGAGUCGAUCCUUCUCAACUUUCUGAGAUGUGACCAAAUGCAGAUCCUACCCGACUUCCUCACUCAGGGAUAUUGAGUGUCUUACAUGACAGUUGAUCUCUCUUUUCCACACUUGAGCCUGAUAAGAGCUCUUCUGGGAAUGAAAAACAAUGACUUUCAGUUAGUCAGAAGAUCACUGUAAUAAACUUCUGUCACUGAAAAAUGGCAUUUGAUUACUAUUUUCUAGAAUUUUGGCAUUGUCAAGAGGCAGAGAAAGGGCUAUGAAAUCUAGAAAGGGUCGUGUCCACCAACCAGUAGGAGCUGAAGUGUUCUCUCCUAAGUCAAGGUGAUCAAUGUUUACAUGUUGCCUAAAGUCCUUUUUCAUUUCACGGGAGCUCAGAAAGAAGAUCACCAUGUGGAAACCAGGACUCGAAGACAAUAUUUAAGUGACACUGUGCACUCAGACCUUCUCCCGUUACCACUUUCCUUUCCUGGCCACCAAAAACACAUAAUAGAAAACUCCUCCCUUCAAAGAAGUAUCCAGGGGCGAUGAUGAAACUCCUCCCUUCAAAGAAGUAUCCAGGGGCGAUGAUGAAACUCCUCCCUUCAAAGAAGUAUCCAGGGGCGAUGAUGCCACCAAAGCACCUCAUCAGUGAUGUAAAGAAAACCAGUGGAGCUUUGUUUCUUGUACAGGGUGUGAGAGAUCAUUUAUCCUGAGAGUUAUUUUUAUUAUACAAGAUAGUAAUGAACUGGAGGUCACAGAAUAAAGGCUGGGAAUGAGCCUUUAUUCACUGUCUGAACAAGACUGGUUUGGAAGUUCUCUCUUCCAAAACUUUUAUGUAAAUUUUUGAUAAUUUAAAAGACACACACACACACAUAGUAUUUUUUAGCCAUUUUCAAUAGAAGAUACAACACAUCACAGAAAUCUUUCUAGAUGGUUCUGUAUCCCCACAAGGAUUGCCUUAUGCUACAACACAGCAGUUCACUUAUCUCUCAAACCUCCUGGAAGUUUGAAGGCUGUUAAUCCUUAUACUGACUGAGCUCAGUUAUAUUUGGAUUUUUUUUUGUCUGAUAAUUUUAUGCUUUCUCUUAUGCAUCUACCCAUAGUUGUAUUCCCACUCUGUUAUAAUAUGUUAUUAAAAGAAGCUGAGUAAAAAAUGCUACAUAAAAGGGUUUGUGCAUGAGAUGAAAGCACAGCUGUUACUUCUGGAAGGUCCGCUGUGGGCUAAAUGUGUUACAUGAACUGUUAGGGGCAAGAUAUUCUGUGAUCUCUGUCUUGGUGACUCAGGAGAUCUAUAUGUGUGUAGAGUUCAGUUUUUGUCAUUGAUUAUAUUGUGCAAAGUUGUUGUUACCUAACACGUGACAGCUGGAAAAGUAAACGUUUAUAACUAUGGGUAAUAUUUAAUACAAUUAAUGUUUUGUUUUUUGAACUUUGGGGCUUGUACCUGUAUUUUUUAUGGAUAUGCAAUGUACAGGCCUAGCCUAAGCCCCAUUGUCCUGUCAGUUGUUGUCCUGAACACCAUGGUUUCUGCUCUGCAACCUCACUCCUCUGGAGCACACCCGGCCUGCUUCUUUUGUUCUGGCCUCUGCUAGCCACUCAGGAAUACUGUGGCUGUGUGCCAGCCUCAAUCCCCUACCUACCACCAUAUGUGGUCUCUGUUUUAGUUCCCUUAUCAUUUCAUUCAAAGAAACAAUUAACCCUGUGCUCUACAUGAAAAAGAGAUUCACAGGGAGAGAACAGAGUGAGGAAUUAGGUGUCAGAAAUUGCAAAUUUGACCCAGUCACUAAGUAAGUGACCUUCGACAAAUGACUUUCUACUUCCGCAUCCUGCUUCUUCCCUGUAACAUGACAAAAAUAUAAAAUGCCUGAAAGUUUAGGAGAUUGUGUUCAUAAUGUCAGCUGAAGAUACCACAUGUUUAGUGUAACCCUCACUCAGGCUUCUUGGUGACUCUUUUGAGAGCAGUUCCCCACCCUUAACUGAUGACUUUCAGUUUACAGAAUGCUAUAGGGGGUACAGUCUUGAGGACAAUCAAAAAAUGUUCUUCAGUUUCUCAAGUGUUUUCCCUGUUUUAAGCCAUAAUUUUGUACUCAAUCCAUUCCUGGAUCUCAGAGAGAAUAAAUAUAAAUGUUAACAAUAUAGAUAAUAAUAUUAUUUGUACUUACAUGUCUGAAAUAAAAGACCCUGGAAUUUUCUGAUGGUUA